This is a messenger RNA of Mirounga angustirostris (Northern elephant seal), 2443 nucleotides long. RefSeq names its product nucleoporin 85 (gene NUP85). The coding region runs from base 364 to 2370 and encodes 668 amino acids. Gene Ontology annotation, biological process: mRNA export from nucleus; positive regulation of DNA-templated transcription; protein import into nucleus. Gene Ontology annotation, cellular component: nuclear pore outer ring. The record is from RefSeq and is a predicted model, not a curated record. Gene Ontology annotation, molecular function: structural constituent of nuclear pore. NCBI's taxonomy places the organism in Eukaryota, Metazoa, Chordata, Mammalia, Carnivora, Phocidae. The transcript is spliced from 20 exons.
CUCGCGCACGCGCAACCGCACCGCCGCGACUCCCGCCGUCUCCGGGGGCCUUUUCCCUGGGCGGCGCGGAGCUGUCCGCGGCGGCGCCUGACCCGCUUGAAGGGUUAUUGUGAGGACGGGCUGCCCUGGCUCUGUUUUCCCUGUCGUGUUGUCGCCGGCCAGGAGGGAGGGACAUGUAUAGAGUGUCGCAGAGGGAGGAUCGUGGCCGAGAGCUGAGGCCCCUGUAGCGAUGGGCGUUUGGGCCUGCAGGCAGUGCAGGAGGCGCUCCGAAGGGGGUCUUCUCUGGCAGCCGGCUGUGAGCGGGAGGCCCGAGCCCGGAGCAUUGGCGCCCGUGCAAGUUCCAGGGGACUGAGGCGAGGCGGUAUGGAGGAACUCGACGGCGAGCCGACCGUCACUUUGAUUCCAGGAGUAAAUUCAAAGAAGCAAAUGUGUUUUGACUGGGGUCCAGGGGAGAUGCUGGUGUGUGAAACCUCCUUCAACAAAAAAGAAAAAUCAGAGACCGAGCCAGGCUGCCCCUUUAUCUAUAUCAUCCGAAAGGAUAUAGAUGUUUACUCUCAGAUCUUGAGAAAACUCUUCAAUGAAUCCCAUGGAAUCUUUGUGGGCCUCCAGAGAAUUGAAGAAGAGUUGACUGGAAAAUCCAGAAAAGCUCAAUUGGUCCGAGUGAGUAAGAACUACCGAUCAGUCAUAAGGGCAUGUAUGGAGGAAAUGCACCAGGUUGCAAUUGCUGCUAAAGAUCCAGCCAGUGGUCGCCAGUUCAGCAGCCAGGUCUCCAUUUUGUCAGCAAUGGAGCUCAUUUGGAACCUUUGUGAGAUUCUUUUUAUUGAAGUAGCCCCAGCCGGCCCUCUCCUUCUUCACCUCCUUGACUGGGUCCGACUGCAUGUGUGUGAAGUGGACAGUUUGUUGGCAGAUGUCCUGGGCAGUGAGAAUCCAAGCAAACAUGAGAGCUUCUGGAAGUUGGUGACCAUCUUGGUACUACAGGGCCGGCUGGACGAGGCUCGGCAGAUGCUCUCCAAGGAAGCCGACGCCAGCCCCUCCUCUGCAGGCAUGUGCCGAAUCCUAGGGGACCUGAUGAGGACAAUGCCCGUUCUCAGUCCUGGUAACACCCAGACGCUGACAGAGCUGGAGCUGAAGUGGCAGCACUGGCAUGAGGAAUGUGAGCGUCACCUCCAGGACAGCACGUUUGCUGCCAGUCCUCACCUGGAGUCUCUCUGCAAGAUCAUGCUGGGAGAUGAAGCUGCCUUGUUGGAGCAGAAGGAGCUUCUGAAUAAUUGGUAUCAUUUCCUAGUGACCCGGCUCCUGUACUCUCAUCCCACAGUAAAACCCAUUGACCUGCACCUCUAUGCCCAGUCCAGCCUUGACCUGUUUUUGGGAGGUGAGAGCAGCCCAGAACCCCUGGACAACAUCUUGUUGGCAGCCUUUGAGUUUGACAUCCACCAAGUGAUCAAGGAGUGCAGCAUUGCUCUAAGCAACUGGUGGUUUGUGGCCCAUCUGACAGACCUGCUGGAUCACUGCAAGCUCCUCCAGUCGCACAACCUCUACUUCGGAUCUAACAUGAGAGAGUUCCUCCUGUUGGAAUAUGCCUCGGGACUGUUUGCUCAUCACAGCCUGUGGCAGCUGGGAGUGGAUUACUUUGACUACUGCCCUGAGCUGGGCCGAGUUUCCUUGGAGCUGCACAUUGAGCGGAUCCCCCUGAGCACUGAGCAGAAAGCCCUUAAAGUGCUGCGGAUCUGUGAGCAGCGGCAGAUGACUGAGCAAGGAAGGUCAGGACUGGGGUCAGCUUGGAAUUUACUUCUGCCAGUUCGCAGCAUUUGUAAGAUCUUAGCCAUGAAAGCUGUCCGCAACAAUCGCCUGGGCUCUGCGCUGUCUUGGAGCAUCCGAGCCAAAGAUGCUGCCUUUGCCACGCUGGUGUCAGACAGGUUCCUCAAGGAUUACUGUGAGCGAGGCUCCUUUUCUGAUCUGGAUCUCAUUGACAACCUAGGGCCAGCCAUGAUGCUCAGUGAUCGACUGACCUUCUUGGGAAAAUACCGCGAGUUCCACCGAUUUUACGGGGAGAAGCGUCUUACUGAUGCAGCUUCUCUUCUCCUGUCACUGAUGACUUCCCAGAUUGCCCCGCGGUCUUUCUGGGUAAUACUACUAAUAGACGCCCUGCCCCUUUUGGAAGAGAAAGAGGUGGUUUUUUCAGCAGAGCAAACAUAUGAGUUGAUGAGAUGUCUAGAGGACUUCGCCUCAAGAAGGCCAGUGUGGAGAGAGCCUGGCGUUCAGCGACUCCAGGAGGAUGUUGAGAACACCAAGUUGGAAAUGCUGAGACUUGCUCUUGCACGAAAUCUUGGCCGGGCCAUUAUAAAAGAAGGCUCAUUGGAAGGCUCCUGAGACCAGCCGAGAGCUGCUUCAGGGUGGCACCUUUGUAUGGCAAUGUUUAUAUAUUUCUGAAAAUAAAUUUUCC